Messenger RNA from Carcharodon carcharias (great white shark), 726 nucleotides. RefSeq lists its product as uncharacterized. Bases 1 to 726 code for a protein of 241 amino acids. The transcript has a single exon. The record is from RefSeq and is a predicted model, not a curated record. NCBI's taxonomy places the organism in Eukaryota, Metazoa, Chordata, Chondrichthyes, Lamniformes, Lamnidae.
AUGAGCUGCUCUCACAUAGAAGGAGACAAAAGCAUUUCAAGUGCUGAUCUGGAAUGUAAAAUCUGUUACCAAAAGUACAACGGCCAUAGCCGAAAGCCUAAGAUUCUGGACUGUUUACACAGAGUAUGUGCAAAAUGUCUGAACAAAAUCCUAGAUAUCAACGAUGGCUCCCACUAUAUUAGUUGUCCCUUCUGUCGCCAUGAGACAGAGGUCCAUCAGGAUGAAAUUGCAAGUCUCCCUGAUGAUACAGACAUUAUGUGCAAACUUACAGCAAGAGACAAGACAACAUGGAAUUCAGGUUGCAAAGAGGUAGUAUUAACACCAAAGAACUUGACUUCCUCCAGUUCAACCCUUGGUUCUUCUAACUGCUUAGUUAUUACUAUAAGGGAGGUACAAAGGAAUUCCCCGAGGACUCCAAGCAGACAUACCACCUCUGACUAUUAUGCAGAUCAUAGUCUUGACACUAUGUCUGUUACAUCCCAAAGCAGAAUCGAUCAAGAUGUGUUCUCUAAAAUUUGUAACCGUGUGCCAAGAAUACUCGUGUGGCUAUUAGGUUUCUUCUAUUUCAGUUCAUUGCCACUUGGAAUUUAUCUUCUGGUAAUCCAAAAAGUGACUCUGGGAGUUGUGUGUGUCAGCCUUGUUCCUUCCAGUCUGACUGUUUGUUUGGUCUAUGGUUUUUGUCAGUGCCUCUGUCAGGGUAUAUGUGAUUGUUCAUCCAGGAGCUAA